Messenger RNA from Stomoxys calcitrans (stable fly), 542 nucleotides. Its product is annotated as ovomucoid. Gene Ontology annotation, molecular function: protein binding. The transcript has a single exon. The record is from RefSeq and is a predicted model, not a curated record. Lineage: Eukaryota; Metazoa; Arthropoda; Insecta; Diptera; Muscidae. Bases 64 to 282 code for a protein of 72 amino acids.
UAAUCAAUUCAGUCAACUUGUAUAUUUCAAUCGUUAAACACAUCAAAUCAAUUGAAAAUCAGAAUGAAAUUCGUAUACCUCAUCUGUGCGCUGGUUUUGAUGGUCUUCACCUUCAGCCCGCAGCCAACGAGUGCAACUUUGUGCCCUUGCCCUCGUAAUUACGAUCCCGUCUGUGGCUCCAAUUCGGUGACCUAUUCCAAUCGUUGUGAAUUUGAUUGCACCAGACGAGAUAUGGAACGCAGUGGUCGCAGUUUGGGCAUGGCUCGUGCUGGUCCAUGUUAAGAAAGAAAUCAAACACCCAUGCCUUUUACAAUAAUUGUUAUAUGCAAUUUGUUUUUAUUGUACCAUAAGUACAUAAACGUGCAACUGCGUUGUUGUUCUUCUGUAAUCCAUUUUGUAGUUCAUUGAAAUGCAAGUUUGGACAUAUUUGAAAUUCAAAGAAAGUGAACGAAAUUUUAAAAUGAUAAAAAACACAGAAUAAAAAUUUAAAGAAUUGAAUCGUGAAAUCAAUAUACAAGUGAAUAAAAUUUAUUAUGAAUUUA